This is a messenger RNA of Penicillium mononematosum, 825 nucleotides long. Its product is annotated as pyrroline-5-carboxylate reductase family protein. NCBI's taxonomy places the organism in Eukaryota, Fungi, Ascomycota, Eurotiomycetes, Eurotiales, Aspergillaceae. Gene Ontology annotation, molecular function: pyrroline-5-carboxylate reductase activity. Gene Ontology annotation, biological process: L-proline biosynthetic process. The transcript has 3 exons. Bases 1 to 825 code for a protein of 274 amino acids. The record is from RefSeq and is a predicted model, not a curated record.
AUGGGAAUCUCUCAAUUAACAGUCGCCGUCAUCGGCUGCGGCACCCUAGGAACAGCCAUCGCUGCUGGUAUUCUCGAGCCAAGAGACAAGGAGAAUUUUGAGCCGCCUUCUCCGAGCACAAAUCACGGGUCACAGUCUUCACCCGAAGAAGAGAAUAUCCGCGCAGUGCAAGAAGCCGAUGUGGUUCUGUUAGCCUUUAAGCCUUUCAAGCGAGCAGAUGUCUUUGCGGUCCCGGGAUUCAAAGAGGCUCUACGCGAUAAGUUCGUCCUCAGCAUUAUGGCCGGCAUCACCACCAAUGAAUUGAGUCGCCUAGUUUUCGGCGAAGACCAUGCCACAGGCAGUGGAGCUUCGCUCCAGUCUGUACGUGCAAUGCCCAACAUGGCAGCGAGGAUUCGAGAGGCUGUGACAUUGUACACCCCUAGCUCCGCCACGUCCAAAGAGAACAUAGAAAUCGCAUCUUGGGUAUUCGGACAGGUCGGCGAGGCCCAUCAGAUCCCAGAGAAAUCUUUCGAUAUCUGUGCAGUCUUGGUUGGUUGUGCCGGCUCGCUGCUGCUACUUGCCAUUGAUGGAUUGUUGGAUGCUGCCGUUGCUGAGGGCGUGAAGAGGCCCGAGGUACAGAACCUGGUAGUAAACAGUGCUAUUGGUAUGAUGAAAUUGGUACCAGCAGGUGAUCAUCCAAGUGUUCUGCGAGAGAAGAUUGCUUCUCCUGGAGGUUGCUCUAUUCGAGCUCUGUUGGAACUGGAAAAGCUAGGGGUUCGUCCCGCGUUCACAAGUGCUAUCCUGGCAGCGGCGGAGAAAUCCAAACAGAUGUCAUCUACUCGUUGA